AUGUGUGACCAGCAGCAGCAGUGCUGUGUGAAAGGGUCCUCCUUUGUUCCCUCUGCAGCCGGUGUCCCUGUAAAUGGCCCGUCCAAUAUAUAUACAGGAAAUGGUCAAGCUUCGGGUCAGUCCCAGAUCUGCUACGUCCAGUGCCAGGCCCCAAGCCAGGCCCAAGGAGCCUACGUAGAAUACCAAGUUGGAUGUCCUGUUCAGACCUAUGUACAGUCUUCUCCAGUUUGCUGUACUGAAACUUGUUAUGUCCAGUGCCCAGCUCCAUGCCCCGCUGAGGUCUAUAUACCAGUCCCAGCUCCUCAGCCAGUUCAGACUUAUGUAGAAUAUUAUCCUCGAUGCCAGGCUCAGGGGUACUAUAGCAGCUGUGCCCCUCGACGUCAGUCUCAGUACUAUGGCAGUGGUACCCUUCAGCGCCAAUACCAAGGAUCUUACAGUGGCUAUUCCUCUCAAAAUCAGUGCCAGCAGUCCUACGGUAGAAGUCAAGCUCCAUGCAUGUCUCGGCCUACUUAUAGGAGCUCUUCCCCUCCGUGUGGCCCUCCACGCAUGUCUAGGCCUACUUAUAGGAGCUGCUCUCCUCCCUGUGGCCCUCCACGCAUGUCUAGGCCUACUUAUAGGAGCUCUUCCCCUCCGUGUGGCCCUCCACGCAUGUCUAGGCCUACUUAUAGGGGCUGCUCUCCUCCGUGUGGCCCUCCACGCAUGUCUCGGCCUACUUAUAGGAGCUGUUCCCCUCCACGCAUGUCUCGGCCUACUUAUAGGAGCUGCUCCCCUCCACGCAUGUCUCGGCCUACUUAUAGGAGCUGUUCCCCUCCAUGCAUGUCUCGGCCUACUUAUAGGAGCUGCUCCCCUACACAUGAAUCUUGGCCUUAUUGUACUUAUUGUACCCCUCCACGGGAGUCUCAACCUUGCUAUAAUAGCUGUCCUCCUAGGCAUCCAGCUUCAGGGUCUUCUCAGAGAUGUGGUCCCAAAUACCGGGUAGAAAUUUCUUCUCCCAACUGUCCCGCUCAGGUUCCUCCAGCUAGGCGGCCUGUUCAGAUUCCCACCUGCAGACGACCCUGCCAGGGCUCUAGUACACAAUAUUCUUGUAGUGCUCCCUGCCCACGGCCAUGUCCAGAGCCAUAUCCACGCCGAGGUUCAUCCUCAGAGCAAGGCCCAAGGCCAUGCCCACUCCCAGCUCCACGAUCAUCCUGGAAACCAUGUCCUGAGCCAUGUCCUGCACCCCGGCCUGAGCCCUGUCCUGCACCCCGGCCUGAGCCCUGUCCUGCACCCCGGCCCAGAUUAGAGCCAUAUCCGGAGCCUUGUCCCGAGCCACCAAAUAUGGAAUCUUGUGACCGAAGCAGUCCUUGCAACUACCCCAAACCAUGCCCGAGCCCACCUCCUUGCCCAAGUUUUUCUGGCUGUCAUGAAUCUGAUCCUCGACGCCUAGAUAUCGAGCCACCCUGCUGUGGCCCUGCCGGAUAUAAUGAGGAAGGGGCCUGCGGUUCUGGAGGAUGCUCAGGACCACAAGAUAUGGGUAGCUCUGGUACCAAAGGUGGGGCCUUUUGUGGAGUGAAGGGCUGCUAUUUCUAA
This is a messenger RNA of Gracilinanus agilis (Agile Gracile Mouse Opossum), 1569 nucleotides long. RefSeq names its product keratinocyte proline rich protein (gene KPRP). The transcript has a single exon. Bases 1 to 1569 code for a protein of 522 amino acids. The record is from RefSeq and is a predicted model, not a curated record. Lineage: Eukaryota; Metazoa; Chordata; Mammalia; Didelphimorphia; Didelphidae.